Molecule: messenger RNA, 5125 nt
Organism: Drosophila bipectinata
Lineage: Eukaryota; Metazoa; Arthropoda; Insecta; Diptera; Drosophilidae
Gene: wech
Product: tripartite motif containing 71 protein wech
Biological process (GO): proteasome-mediated ubiquitin-dependent protein catabolic process; protein polyubiquitination
Molecular function (GO): ubiquitin protein ligase activity; zinc ion binding; protein binding
Source: RefSeq, a predicted model, not a curated record
GCAUGAACAUAACAUCAAACAGUUUUUUGAUUUAAAUGAGUGAAGGUUGGAAAGAAUAUUCUUCCUGGUCAAAGUGGGUCAGUAUUCGAAUCGGUUCGAUUAAGCCAAAUAGGAAAAGCGCUCAGCGCACUGCAGCAGCACUGUAAAACAGUUAGACGGCCAAAAACUGCAACGAAACACGCCCGCCAAAGAAAGUGGAAGAAGCAGCAGACGCGCCAAGCUCACAACAAGAGGGAACUGUUCAUGGCUCAUAAUUUCGUUAGCACGAGGGUGGCCAGUGGCGAGUCGCACAAGUAGCAGCAGAUCCACGCCAAAUUCGCCCGGAAAAUGUAAACAUUUUGUAAACAUUACAACGAUAAAUGCUUUCCAACUACUGCCGCCGAGUGCCUAGCAAGUGAUCAUCGAUUAAACACAUGAUAAACGCAUAAGAACGGACAAGAAAAUCGAAUAAUUUGCGGCGACUAUGGAAUACCCUCUGGCCGUGUAAAGUGUUAGAAAAUAUAUUUACAGCGAACUAUCGCCACUCCAUCGACUGCCGCCUUGUGCUAUAGCAACGUGAUCUCACCACUCUUAUGAUGGAACUCUUGUCAAACAAUUCGGUUCCGCAACAAAUGGCCAGCAGCAAUGCGCCGAGCGCCAACGGCGUGGCCAACGGCUCCUCCACGGCCAACGGCAGUGGCGGGGGCAGUAUUAGCAGCAAUGCCAGCAACUCCUCCGAACGGCUACUAGCCGGCAUCCUCGAGAGCUUCCCCUCCUGGGACCUCAACGUGGGUCUAUUACCCAACAUGGGUCAGAGCUCUCCGCCACGAACCGACUUCUUCAUAAACAACUUCUUGGGCGGACUUGACACACACGGCGACUUCAGCAUCGGACCCAUUGGUAGCGGGGCGCGUAGCAAUCCCAAAAUGUCGCCGGAGUCCUCCAACAACUCGAGCAUUAGCUGCGGCUGGUGCGAGGUGAGCGCCUCGAUACGCUGCCUGGAGUGCAACGAGUUCAUGUGCAACGACUGCUUGAGGGAGCACCGCAACAGUCCACUGUCCUCCAACCACUCUAUCGUGUCCCUGCCCACGCCCAUAGGAGCCUCUCCGACGGGCGGCAGCUCGGCCAACGCACAUACCCCGCCCAGCGGAAACUUCAUCUGCGACAUUCACAACGAGAUGCUGCGCUAUGUGUGCGACUACUGCCGGAAGCUGGUGUGCCAAUGCUGCACGCUGCACGAGCACAAGGAGCAUAGCUACGCCUCCAUCCAGAGCUUUAUGGUCGGCUCCAAGGAGAAGCUAGAGACCGCCAUCGAGAGCAGUCAGGUGGGCACACGCUGCAUCAAGAGCAGCAUCGACAAGGCGCUGGCCUUCAUCCGGCUGAUCGAGCGCAACUGCAGCGAAUUGAGUGACAAUAUCCGCAAGGCUUUCCGCCAGUUCAUCAUCGCCAUCGAGGACCGCGAACGCUUCCUUCUCGACUUUGUGGAAAAGCUGCGCCAGCGCCGACUGGCCAUCCUGCACGACCAGAUGGCAGGCCUGAAGUCUGCCCUAGCCGGACUCUCCGAAACCUCCGACAUGCUGAGCAAGGUGGCUGACAAUGCUUGCAACUUGGACCAAAUCGAAAUCGCCAUGAAACUGACCAACGGCCAGAGACAAAUGGAACAGUUCGCGGGCAUCUACAAGGAUCUGCAGCCCAAGCAGGAGGUCUUUGCCUUUGCCCCGCCCGACUACAGCCUGUUGCAGGAUAUCCGUAACCAAGGCGGCGUGAUCCUGGUGGACGAUAAAAACAUGCCCAUCGUAUCCAGCACCAAUGGCAUUGUGCCGAGUGUCUCGAGCGUGAGUGGAGUGCCCACCACUUCUGUGGGCGUUGGCGUGACUGGCGUGGGCGCUGGUGUGGGAGUCGGCGGCGUUGGAGUCACGAAUGGUAUGGACAUGGCCUUUGGCCUAAACAUGGCUACCAAUCCUCUGAACGUGGCUUCCUCAACCGUGCGCCGUCCAUUGCUUCGGGACAACAGUUUCCGCAUCCCAUCGCCCAUCAUGCAGCCCCGCGGCGGAAGCGCCUGUGGAAUGUCAAAUGCCGCUCUAGACUGGGAACUGAAUGGACUACGCAGCUCACCGGGACUACACUUCAGUGCGCCCCGAACCACGCAGGCCAUUCCGGGAUGCAUGGAUCUAGUCAAGGUGCGGAACUCAAACGCUCUCUCCCUAUCCUUUGCCACCGAAGGACACGAGGAUGGGCAGGUGAGCCGGCCGUGGGGCUUGUGCGUUGACAAAAUGGGCCAUGUGCUGGUGUCGGAUCGCCGCAACAAUCGUGUCCAAGUGUUCAAUCCCGAUGGAUCUCUGAAGUUCAAGUUUGGCCGGAAAGGCGUGGGCAACGGCGAGUUCGAUUUGCCCGCUGGAAUCUGUGUGGACGUGGACAACCGCAUCAUUGUUGUGGACAAGGACAACCACCGGGUGCAGAUCUUUACUGCCAGCGGCGUCUUCCUGCUCAAAUUCGGCAGCUAUGGCAAGGAGUACGGCCAGUUCCAGUAUCCGUGGGACGUGGCUGUGAACUCACGCCGUCAGAUCGUAGUCACAGAUUCGCGCAACCAUCGCAUCCAGCAGUUUGACUCCGAGGGCCGGUUCAUCCGCCAAAUUGUGUUCGACAACCAUGGGCAGACUAAGGGCAUCGCCUCGCCACGAGGCGUUUGCUACACACCCACGGGCAACAUUAUAGUUUCCGACUUUGACAACCACUGCCUCUACCUGAUCGAUCCCGACAUCAAUGACAUACUGUCCGUGAAGGGACACGAGGGCUCGGGCUUCCAUGAGUUCAAUCGGCCCUCGGGCCUGUGCUGUGACGACGAAGGUCGCAUUAUUGUGGCCGAUUCCAAGAAUCAACGCAUCCUGGUCUUCAACCAGAACCUGGACUUUAUGUGGGAUAUCGAGGUUAGGCCCUCCAUAAACCCGCUGAUGCCACCCACCUUGGACGAGAAGGAUCGCACCUGCGACGUGGCCCUCAUGCCAGACGGUCGGAUCGUUUUCCUCAUUGAACUAUCGCCAGACUCCAAAGAAGGGUCUAACCCUUACAAGCGGUUUGUGCACGUAUUCUAAAUUAGCGAGUGCCGAUCUUUUUUAGACCAUUUACAAGAGCUAAGCAUUAGCGUAGACGAUAUCCAAAUAAGAGAUGGAAACAGGAGGCGAUGCAGAUGCAGGAGGAGACACAAAUAAGGGAAAAUCUGAAUUGAGUGUGUACGGAAAUUAGCGAAAAUUUUUAGCAUAAGUGCUACAACGAUUACCUCGAUAUUGCUUAAGAGUUACGGUUACAAUUUGGUAAUUUACAAUACAAUACGAAUUACACAUAUGUAUCAAUAGAUAUCUAUAUCUAUACACAUAUGCAUAAUCUAGCGAAUAUACAAGCCCAAAACAACCAACUAGAACUAAAACCAAGAACGUAUAAGGAUGGACUACGGAGUGGGAACGUGUGGUUGAGUAGGAUAUACUUAGGAGAUAUAAUAGGCAUAGGAUCCGAGAGCAUACAGUAGAGUUAACGAACCUAGUAAAAGAUAAACGCAAAUAGGGAAACUCAACCAUUUACUAGAUGAAAAUAUUCUUACCUGUUAGUUAGACUGAAAGGCAGUUUGCUAGCUGAUCUAGGGAGAGAGUAAUGGAAGUGGGGAUUUCGUUUUUUAUGGGGUUGCUUAGCGGAGAAAGCAGAGAAAGUACUAGAGAGGAUCGAUUUUAAUUCGACCAGAGUUACUAAAAAUUAUUUGCAGAACUUCUGUGGGAUAGGAUGGUAUCAAUGAUUGUAUUAUUAUUUUAGUUCGUUUGUUUUAACUCUGUUUGACGUUAAUGACUAAGUUAAUUUUUUUUGCAAAAUAUUUUAUAAUUAUUUCUUAUAAUUGAGACUGAGCAAGUGAGUACACGAACUUUGUAAAAGUAAACAAAGCAAAACAAACAUAAAAAUAUUGAUGAAACCCGCUGACUUUUGGUUGAACUUUUAACAAAGACUGAUUAACUAAACCGCAAUUUCGGAGCCAACUAAAGAACCAUAUAUGGUGAGGCCAAAAACAAAAAAAGUGAAACAAAAAUCCAACACUCAAAUUGCAAUGACAUUGAUAACGUAAAGUAACUUAACAUAGCUUAAACAUAAAAUACUUACAUACAUACAGAUAGAGAUAGAGGUACAGAUAUCAUAUAGCGAUCCGAUCAUCCAGUCAUGAAUCAUCAUGAGCAUAGCUGAAAACCGAGUUUAACUGACAUUUUCAUUCGCACAUACAUACAUUAAUUCAUCAUUCAUUCAUCGAAGCGACUUGCAUGCAUCACAGGGAUUUUUUUUUGUGUCAUCGUUAAGUUAAAAAAAAACAAGAAAAAAUAAUUGUAAAAUGAAUUUCCCACAGGAUACAUGGCAGGCAGGUUGAAAGGAGGGGUUAGCUAAAAGUGAAGAGUUUGGGAUGGUUAAAAAACAAAACGAAAAAAUUAUCAUAAUUUUUGACUCAAUGUGUUCAUUAGCAUUUAGUAGACUUAGCGGGCGUGGCAUAGUGAAAAAAAAGUAUGGAAAAUCCAGAGCAAUAUAUGGUAUGGGCGUAUUGAAUACACAUUUAGGUGACAUGUUCCUCGCAAAACGAAACAAAACAUAAAGAAAUAUUGAAACUUAAUGAAAAUCAUGGGCAAAACGCAUGAAUUAGCUGAAUUAUCUGUCUAGGAGUGGAACGAUUUUAAUAGCAAAUAUAGACACAGAUAUAGAGAACCGACUAGAACCUAGAACCGAUACUAGGCUAAAGACCAGGCGUUAAUCGCAAUGCUGGAGUGCGUGAAGUUCGCUUAAAAUGUAUUAGCCAACAUAGUUACUUAGUUUAUGUUAUGUUCUUACUGUUUUGAAACGUUCUAUUCUUUAUAUUUGUAUUUGUGUUCAAAACAAAAAACAAACAAAAAAAAAAACUAAAUAUAACUCAAAAAACCCGGCUUCAACUGAGAGAUAUAGAAAGAUGUGUGAGAGAUAGCUAACACUCCUUCCACGUAAAAGCAACAUUGCAUAAAAUGCGCAAAACAAAAACCCUAAAAUCACUAAAAACUAAAAACUUAAAAAAAAAAAAACAACUAACCUUUAAAAAAAUGAUGCAAAAAUGCCACUGACUCUACGAGAGCAGUUUUGGCAACAAAAAACA